Eimeria maxima is the source of this 1629-nucleotide messenger RNA. RefSeq lists its product as hypothetical. Bases 1 to 1629 code for a protein of 542 amino acids. NCBI's taxonomy places the organism in Eukaryota, Apicomplexa, Conoidasida, Eucoccidiorida, Eimeriidae. The record is from RefSeq and is a predicted model, not a curated record. The transcript is spliced from 3 exons.
AUGCAGCACAAAUUCCUCGCGGAAGCCAGUUGCGUUGCAAUGCAGCAAAUCUUCUCUAAACUAACUUGCGGUAAGUGGCCGACCCCGGAUGCCAUCGCACAGCGUAUCCAGCGAGCAUUGCAACAGCCGCCCAGCCUUCUAGAAGAUGGACCGCUUGCCCCUCUAAGAGUUGUUGGCCCUGUUUCUCAUCAAGCUUCUCACACCCCUCCGAGCACAGCUGACCCUUCAUCCCGCAUAUUUUUGCCAGGGGGGGGCAAUCAUCAGUUGAAUUCAGAACCGCAAGGCGCCGCAGUUGUCCCAAAAACAAAUGAACAAGAGUCCAUAGAUCAUGCUGCAGCUGAUCAGCCUGUGCAUGCCUCCACGAAAAGACAGAAAAAACCCGAGGAUAAGCGCAAGGGGAAUGAAGAUAAGGGUACUGAAGAUGCCUCCGGCAAAGCUGGCGGUGACGUCACCAUAGAUUCAGAAGUAGCUAACUCUAGCAGGUCCGGAGAAAAGCCCAAGAAAAGGCACAAGGAUAAGCAAGAAGGUUCAAAUGCUGAGGAGCCGAACAGUGCAAGUAUAACGGCGGAACACAGCCACGAUAGCGAGCACCCAUCGUCAACACUAUCUUCAGAUAAGGCGAAGAAGCACCACAAGCCAAAACACAACAAAGAUAAGAGCGAAGGCAGCCAGGAAGCAAACGAAAACAGUGAUACCCAAGCUGAAACCGGCGCCGUGGGUACUGGCGACUCUGCUGAAACGGGUGAAAAGAAGAAAAAGAAAGCCAAGGCUAAAGAAAAAGAAGACAAUGACAAGGGAGACGAAGGUGCAGGAACAAAGUCUGACACAAAGAAGAAGAAAAAGAAAGCGUCAGAUGGGGAGGUGGAUGCCGAGAGGCCGUCUGAUGAGCUGCCAAAAGAAGAGCCAAAGAAGAAGAAGAAAAAGGACGAGGAUAAAUCUGCUAAUAGGGAUCAUGGCAGUAACGAAGCUGUCUCGGAGAAACAGGUGGAGAGCAAGGAGGAAAAAGUCAAGGAGAAAGACACUGCUGAAAAGCUCGAAGCACCAGGCGGGGAGUCUGGAAAUGCCUCAGAAAAGAAGAAGAAAAAGAAGAAAGAUGGCGCAAAAGAUAGUGCCUCGCCUCACGAAGAGAGUGACGGAGAACCACCAGCAGCAGACUCAAAGAAGAAAAAGAAAAAGAGCGACGAGAAAAAGGAGGCUUCGGAGACACCUGACGGGCAUGACGACUCGUCAGGCGCUCCAGAUGCGAAGAAAAAAAAGAAGAAGAGUGAUGAGAAAAAGGGGGAAACAGAAAAGCAUGACGGGUGUGAAGACGGGUCAGGUGUUCCAGAUGCCAAGAAAAAAAAGAAUAAGGAUAAAGGCGAGGAGCACGGUGCAGCAGGAGAAAAUAAAGAAGGUGCUAUGGAGGACCAUAAAGGGGACAAGCCAAAGAAAAAGUCAAAAAAGGAGAAAAAGGACUCAGCGAACGAUGGCUCGAAUGAGACAGGGGAAAAGCACAAAUCUAAAGGCAACCCCCUUGCAAACUGCUCAAGCCGUAAGUGCAUUCAGUUCCCUGUACGUAACUUUCUGUGCUCGAAGGCAGCCUUAUGUGCUUUGGUGGCGAUUCGUCUUCAGAUCCUGCUUGCACAGUAA